CCCCUCUUCUUUUCCUAUCAUGUCCCAAGGAUAAGGAAAGAGGAGCAUGAUGCUGCCAUUGGAGGGAGAUGUGAACGAUAGAACAGUUGAAAAAUGAGAGGAUUCCAGUUGCACAAACCCCGCGUUUUCUUUAAGGAGGAAGAGUAGCUUGAAUUCUGGGGUUUGUUUACUUUGGAAUUUCUAAUUUUUCUCGACACUGGCCUGACACAGACCACAUGGCCAUGUAGAGAGAUGUCCAGCUUCAAAGUUCAGACCCACCCACAUUACUCUGUCCACAUGAAAGUGGAGGAGGACGGAUUGUAUUGGGACCAGGAAAAAAUUUUCAGAUCUGACCCACACUUUCCCACCUCCAAUUCAUUACUAGAUUGCUGGAUAGCUUCUCUUUCUUUUUCCUCCUUUCUUUAAUCUUUGUGUGUGUGUGUGUGUGUGUGUCUCUCUCUCUCUCUCUCUGUCUGAAAUAAGAAUAAGAAAAGCCUGUCACCACUUCUCAUUCUCUCCAGACUGAUGUGAACAUUUGCUUACAUAACAAACGUUUCACAUUACAUCACACCUCCCUCCCUCUCCCUCUCCCUCUCUCUCUCUCUCUCUGUCUCUCGAGUAAUAUAGACUAGCUUCUCAGCAGCCUUUUUUAUACUAGAGAGAGCCAAAAAGACAAAAGUGUUACUUUGUUCUGCGAGGAAACCCAGAAAACAUCUCUUCUUGAGUCUGCGGAAAGGAACUUCACUGCGCUAAAAUGGUCCUCGAGCAUGGCUCUGGAUUCUAGCUCCUUCAGUUUCUCAUUGGCUGAUUUGAUUCUUUUUUGGGUCCCCUCCCCUUCAUACAAUCCUACUUCCUGAAUUUCACCGAAAACUUAUCUGCUUACGUCGUUCUUGGAAGUCCAUUGUCCUGUGUUUUGAUCCCGUGCAGAAUCAUAGGAUUUGGUCUCUUCUGUUAUCUUCAUUUUCAUCUUCAAUUGUCCUUCCAUUCUCAUCCGUCACAGACUCUCUUAGAGCCCUGAGAAUAAGAAAGCAAAGCAGAAGGAAAAUGCAUCCAUGCUGAAAUGCAUGCAUGAUUGUGUGCUUUGGAAUGCGAAAUUCAGUGCUCUCCUAGUUUACACGGAGUUUCUUCUCCUUCAGUUUCAGAAACACAUGCCUGCACAUAAUUUGUAGGUUUGGUAUUGUGAGCGCACAACAUGUCCACGAGAAUCCUUUAUUCACUGACAGAUGACAAGGCAGGAAUGCAGAAGCAAAUUGGGUGUAUGAAUGGGAUCUUUCAACUCUUUGAUCGUCAGAAUUUUCUCUCGGGCAGACGCUUAAAUGGCCACAGCCACAAGAGGCUUCUUGCAGGUCAAAAUGCCCCUGUUGAUGCAGAGGAAGAUGUAGUAUCACAGAAAUCUGCGGUGAAGAACUCCAAAGCAACAAAGUUUGAGAGACACAGAUUGUCAUCUGAUUCCUCAAGAAGCUCUGUCUCCUCUUCAUGUAAUUCGUCUAGUUUCUCCUCGCUUGAGGAGAAUAGACCAGCAAAGUCAGAACCAUCUUUGGUCAGGCUAAGCACAACCCAAAAUAAUCAGCCGCACGACUCACCACUCCGCCAUUUAAAUGCUGCUGAGCAUUUGAGUGGACGAUGCCUUGACCUCACUGAUAUUGGCAAGGGCUCCAAUCACAGAGAAGCUCUGGGGGUUUCAUUAAGGCCUCCAACCAAAGAUAAAGCAGCUACUUUGACAUAUAUAGACUCGCCUAGGCCACUAAAGCCGUCAAAAUCUGUUAAAUCAAAAACUUCUUAUGUGUCUGAAUCAUUCAGAGUUCUGCCUAACCUUCCCCAACCUCAGACUUCAGCCGAACAGAUGGAAAUCGACAGUUUUUGUUCUUUGUCUAAGAAGGAUGCUCCUCGUUUCUCUUAUGACGGACGAGAAUCAAGGGAUGCUUUGAAGUCCAACUUAAAGCUGAAAGAGCCACCCAGGCAUUCAUUGGAUAGCAAGAGAGGAUCCAUGUCAUUUUCCUCUCAAAGUCAGCCGCGUUAUUUGCAAGGGAAUCAUCAAAGGGUGAAUCACAGUAUGGAUCAAACUGUGAAUUCACCCCAAGAACUACGGAGCCACAUGAGGCAAUCGGGUGUGGUAGCGAAGUUGAUGGGGCUGGAAACCCUCCCAGAUUCAAUGUCGAACUCCAAGCUUCAGGUGGGGCAUAGCAGAACCAACUCAAUUGAAGCAUUUGAUCCCUUCUCCGUUUCAUCGAGAACACUUGAUGGAAACAAGCCUGCUCUACUAUCUGGCUCCCCAAGGAAGAGCCAAAGGUCAGCCAUCUCACAACAGGAGGCCGCUGCAGAUUCAGUCAUGAAGUUCAACCCAAGUUCACAGUUUCCAAUACAAGCAACUGCAUGGAAGAGACCAGAAGGAAGCCAAAGUCCUGCCCUGCCGGUCCCCGAGUCUACUGCAUCACAUCCAAAAGAAUCAAAUUCAACCCUCUCAGUUUAUGGAGAAAUUGAGCAAAGAUUGGCACAGCUUGAGUUCAAGAAAUCAGGGAAGGAUCUGAGAGCUCUUAAACAGAUACUUGAAGCAAUGCAAAAAUUCAAAGAGACAUUGGAAAACAAGAAAGAUGUCCAGGCAUCAGAGUUUAUGCUUCAAGCAAGCAGUUACAGCUCAAGCAGCAGAGCAAGAGUAGCUCCCUGUGGAAACAUAAAAUCUGAAGCCCCAGAUUCACCCAGAAUCAAGAGAAUCAGUUCCCCAAAGAAUUUGCAAUCCACAAUUGUUACCGUGAAACAAGAUAGAAGUAAAGAAAAACUGAACAUCCCUGGAUCCCCUGUCAAUUCCCCAUCAGGUCUCGCCAAGCUCCGGAUCUCUCCAAGUAGCCGGAGAAAAUCAGUUGAGCAGCAACAAAACGAGGAUCUUACUCCAAGAAAGGUUUCCAGUAGGCAACCCCAUGUCCUGGACAGAAGAAUUGGUUCUAGAAACACAUCGACGCGAGUAGCAGUAGAGCACCAACAUGUUUCUGAAAACACCAGUUCUUGCAGGAAUUCAGGAGCUUCAAGCCCACGGCUUACGCUGAAGAAGUCGAGGGCAAUAGAUGCUCAGAGGACAAGUAAUCCAGGGAAGCCAACAAGAGAACCACGCUCUCCAGGGAGAACACCCAAAUCCAAAACUAACCACGUGCCUCUUAGUUCUGACCAAGGGAAUGAGAACAGCAGCCAUUCAAGGGAUCUCAGCGACCAAAACAACACCAUUUCUCUGCAAUCUGCAGCUAGUAUGGACUCUCAGGAUGACACAGAAGUUUCCAGUGUAUAUAGCUUUGCUGAAAUCCGUGGCACACUCCCUCAAGAUGAUCAAACCAGAAAAAAAACAGUCCACACGAGAGAACAGGAAUUAAGCAGGAAACUUGGAAUACCUACAACAGAACAACCAAGUCCAGUCUCCGUCCUUGAUGCAUCAUACUUUGAAGACGAAACACCAUCACCAGUGAAAAUGACCUCAGAAGCCUUUAAAGAUGAUGAAGUUUCUGGCGAGGUAAAGUGGAAUUUGCAAGAGCUAAAUAAUUCAUCUGACAGCAAAAGAAGCAGCUUUGGCUCAGCUAUCAACCAGAAUAGAUUAGUCAAUCUUCCGCUGGUUCAGAAUGAUAUAGAAGUGUUCUCCACUAACCCAGGAUCUGGCACUGCAUUCCCAAGUGAGGGCACAAGCUCGGAUCAUGCAUACAUUUCGGAGAUAUUGUCAGCAUAUGGUCUGCUAAGCGAUCUUGAUUCUGGAUUAAUGACCAUCCGGCUCCACCCAUCAGGACACCUGAUUUCAGGAAACUUGUUCCACACACUAGAACAAACCAAGGCAAGCAACAACAUUUCAAGUGGAGAUCAGGCCAGGGAAUGCACUGUUCAGACAAAACAAGGCGAAAAAAUGCGAAGAAAACUGAUAUUCGAUGUUGUUAGCGAGAUCUUAGUGCAUAGUGUACUAUCAGAUUAUUCCAGGAACCAGUUCUCACCAAAUAAGCUGGCAGGGAGAAAGACAGCACAACAGCAGCUCUUGAAAGGGUUGUGCUCUAAGAUAGAUCAGCUUCAAACUGACCCCCCAAAUUGCAGGUUUGAUGGGGAGGACGACGAUUUGAGGACUAUCUUAUCAAAAGAUUUGACCCAUCAAGAGCUGCACUGGACAGGUUCUAACGACAUAUCAGGAGUAGUCUUGGACAUUGAGAGAUCGAUCUUUAAAGACUUGAUUAGUGAAGUAGUGAGCAAUUUGGCAGCCGGUCCGCGACCCCAACUGACAGGCCACCGCAGGCAGCUGAUUUUCAAGUAGCACCUUUAGUGUGUUUUCCCGAUCCUUCCAGUCGUUAUGUUUCUGUAAAUCUCUUCUUUCCCUUGGUGAAGACAAAGGGAUCAAACUUUUCUUUAACAUAAUAAACAGUACAAUACUGACA
Syzygium oleosum is the source of this 4373-nucleotide messenger RNA. Its product is annotated as protein LONGIFOLIA 1-like. NCBI's taxonomy places the organism in Eukaryota, Viridiplantae, Streptophyta, Magnoliopsida, Myrtales, Myrtaceae. Gene Ontology annotation, biological process: regulation of monopolar cell growth. The record is from RefSeq and is a predicted model, not a curated record. The transcript is spliced from 5 exons. Bases 1172 to 4252 code for a protein of 1026 amino acids.